Molecule: messenger RNA, 6655 nt
Organism: Rotaria sp. Silwood1
Lineage: Eukaryota; Metazoa; Rotifera; Eurotatoria; Philodinida; Philodinidae
Source: the annotation of a GenBank genome assembly
AUGUCGCAGAAGGAAACAGCAGCUCCCAAACCAACAAAAGCCUCUGGAAAAACACUCAAACCAAGCAAACCAAGCAAACCAUCAACUGUUGAUUGUGACAAAGACCAUACAGUAACAGCAAAAGAUGAUAAGAAUGUACAAGGUGUUUUGGUAGUGAAAUCAUGUCAUGCUUCUCGUUUUGCUCGCAAACCAAGUCGAUGUAACCAUGUUGGCGAUAAACUCGGUGCACUUCUUAAGAGCCGCCUAGACAAAGCAGGUAUCAAAGGACAAUAUCCUGUGAAUAUUGUCAAGACAGCCGGUGACAAGACACAAACUGAAUUUCAUUAUACAAUACCAUGUGACAAGUCACAACAUCAAACAGUGAUUCAAUCAUUGAAAGAUUCUUGCAAGGAAAAAGAUUUCAUCGAUACCGUCACAGCAGAGAAUCAACCUGAUGAAGAUGAUUCAAGCUCAGAAAGUGAUGAAGAAAGUAAAGAAGGUCAAACGACGAAAAUGUCACAGAAGGAAACGCUGCAGGGCAAAGUGACUGCUGCUACAAGUCAGCAACCGAGUAAGCUAUCUCUCUUUUGUAACAGCGCUUGUCUUGUAUUCGAAACUGGGUGUCGGACAGGUCGGUACCAGUUGGUAUCUUGGAAACUCGCCUAAUAGGCUUUUUGGUUCAUAGGCACGAAUAUGAUAGCAUCGGGAAAGAAAAUGUGGAGUUCAGGAUGCUUCACUAAUUGUCAACAUAGUUUUAUAUACUUGCAACGAUGUUAGGCGAGUUUCAGAGUUAGAGGCUAUAUGAAUGUCAGAGAAGCUGAAGAACAUGAUGGUAAGUAGAUGUAGAAUAUGAGUGAAAGUGUGAAAUAGUCCAGAAAGAGAGAUGUGAUUGGGAGCAUGUUGAAAUCAGUGAAGACUCGUCGAAUGUCAUGUUAGCUGAAGUAAGUUUGGAUGAUUUAAUGUGAUUUUUGAUAAUUGUGCAGUAAUCUUCAGCUGCUUUAUAUCUCGACAGAAUUCUUCAUCAUCAUGUUACUGAUCGGAACUGAGAAAUGACUAAUCCUCGCAGAAAGAGUGACAGGGACUUCGAUAUGAGUAUUUGUUGAAGCUACAACUAGAACUAUAACUAUACCAAGAAAAAUUACGUAAAACCUCGUGACAUUAACGAUUAUAAUUAUAAAAUGAAAACGAGCUUUGACUUUAUCAUUAAACUGACGAAACAGUCAAAGUUCACAUUUUUGCUGAAAUGAAAUCAAGGACAACGAAGUAGUUGCAUUGGUUUUAUGAAAACUUUUCUGUCAACUAAAUGUAUGAGGAAAAUUUGAAAAAAAAGAAAAUCAUAAGACUUCAUGAACGUUCUAUAGCCGUUCGAGAACUUCGGUGGACAUACAACAUUUCAUGCGACUUCACAACUGAAAUCUCAGUUGUUUCGCCGUUCUCUGGAAAAAAUAAAGGAGGUUUGCAGAACCUUUUAGGCCCCUAAAAGGUUCUGUGUUUUACCCGAUAGCAGAACCGCUGAGAAAGGGUUCUGGACGAGAAAAAAUAGUUCUGAAGUCCUCGUCGAAACCUUUUUUUCUCGACCAGAGCCAUUUUUCAGGGGUUCUACUAUCGGGUAAACGAUAGAACCUUUUAGAGGUCUAAAAGGUUCUGCAAACCUCCUUAAUUUUUUUCAAAGUAAGGUCUUCACAGUUGUUUUGAUAUGAACUAAAUUUCUUUUACAGUUGCUAUAUUAGAAGAACUCUAUUCUCAAGAAGGAACUAGUAACUAAACCAAAAUUUUAAAGGAGAACGCAUGUAAACAAAGGAAGGAAAAAAAUCGUAUUAAAAUCGAUGUUUGGACGAAUAAUCGCAAAAUAUCAAUCGAAAGUACAAAAAUCUGGAUUAAAUUCGAUGUAACAUUUGAUUAAAAUAGCUUUUACUUGGUAAAACUCGAUUAUCAGUGGAAUCGGUUUUAAUCAAUUAUCACUAAAAUCGGUUAAAAAUGGAGUUUGUGAGACUUAUAUAAGUUUUCGAAGAAAAUAGUCAGUGUUAGUUUUAAAUAAAGGUUGUGGCAGCUGCCCCCACUACGCCCCUGUAACCCCAUCACUAGAGACACUUCAUGAUUACAGAUAGCUUCCGCUACAGACCUUAUCAACGGUCUUCCUCUCUAUAACACAUAUUAGUAGCCUUCCUUCCCCAUUACAGAUGUGAACAACUAGCAUUAUACAAUGGUGACAUGUCAGAGUCUUAUUUGCUAAUUAAUUCAAUUGUUAUAAGAAUAAAAAUUUAACACUAAGAAAAAAAUGAAGAAAAUGAAAAUUAACCAGCGAAUAGCAGCAGUGAAAAGGAAAAAUAGAGCGCCCGUCGGUAAGCAUGCCCUUCGCCGAAAGUCACGUCGCCGAAAUACAGAUUGCCGAUAUUCGGCGAAGUAUGGUUUCGGCAAUGUAGCAAUCUUCAAUCUAUCACUUCGGCGAUAUGACUUCGACGAUGUCCCUCUCUAAGAUGUAGUUAUCGACAGUGUUUUUUUUUUCGAUGAUGAGGUAUACAAGCGUUAAGUCAAAGUGCCUAGGUUAAGUUAGGAAUCAGAUUAGAAACUAAGACAAACUGGCAGUCUAUCUCAAAAAUCCGGUGCCAUUUAUGAUGUUUAUUACAUCGGUAAAUAGCCGCUCUCUGCACCCACACCCAUAUCGAAUGAGUGAACGAAAAUAAUAAUAGUGGAAAGAAUGUAUCUGAUAGAGAUCAUCGAAAAAAAUUCGGCGAUCUUUAUUUCGAUCAUCUUUAUAUCGAUGAUCUUUAUUCCGAUGACAGCUAUUUCGGCGAUCUUUCUUUUCGGCAAUGUUUGUUUCGGCGUCAGUUUCGGCGAUGAGCAUUACAUUCCGUCCGUCAGAAAAUGAAAAGAAAAUUCUCAAUUUCAUGUUUUUGUAAGUAUUUACUUUUAGUAUAAUUAAGCUAAAGGAAGUGUGAGUUCCAUACCUUAUCAGCAAAAGAGCUAUACUGACAAAUUUUUUUUGUAGAAACCGAAAUAAUCGAUUAAAAAUCAAAUUCAUUGUUACUAACGAGGAAACCCCACGAACUGAUUAAAAGCUUUAAGUCUCAUGUUUACGCCAUAAGUAGUGCUUAGUGAGACUAGAUAAGUCCUAAAAGGGUUUCCUUGAAUGGGCCUAUUUGGCUAAGAUAUGAACAUUUCAAGUAUAGGACCAAAAAUGUAGAUAGAUUGCCUGUUGUGCAUGAAUUACAAUACUAACAUAUAUCAAGACAGAGUUUAUUGUUGAAAUGCUUAUCGAUAAAUCGUGGAGCUGUUGAAAGAAUUAUGCUGUGAUGUUUAUUUGAUGAUCUAGCUGCUACAUAAAAGAAGCACCAAGAUUGUAGCAAAAGGUCAUGCGUCGAUCGUCUUUCAUCACGUGUAGUGGGUGUCGAAAAGACCUAUGUUUUGAUCAUUUUGUUGUUAGUUAUUACAUUCACUAAACUAUUAUGUAUAAAGAACUAACAACUCGUGUUUCAGUUGUUCUAACGAUUUCAUUGUCUAUUCUAGUUUUUCUAUCCAUUACACCAGCGAAUAAAAGAUUUUUAUGCAUGUCUACACCGCUCUCAGAAUGAUUUAUGGGAAAUGCGUAAAAGACUUUAAUCUAUAAGUAUUUUGAAAAAUAGAUUUUUCUUUUGACACAUGUUAGUAUUGUAAUUCAUGCACAACAGGCAAUCUAUCUACAUUUUCGAUCUUAAACUUGAAAUGUUCAUAUCUUAGCCAAUUAAGCCCUAUUAGAUGUCCCUGUGCUUCUUUCUCUUAGUUCGAUUUUAUUUCGAAUGAUGACCCAAGAUAGAGAGCAUCGCGAUGAGAGAGAAAACGAAUAGAAGAAUGUAAACAAAGAGAACGAAAACAGAACAGAGACAAGAAACGAAUGCCAAGGACGAACAGAGAGAAAACGAACAGUAACAGCUGGAGCGAUGUGAAGGUAUGUGAACAACAUGCCUGUAACAUGCCCAUUCAAGAAGAUCCUUUUAGGAUUCAUCUAGUCUCAUUAAGCGCUACUUAUGGUGUAAACAUGAGCUUUAAAGGUUUGAAUCAGUUGGUAGGGUUCCCUCGUAAGUAAAAUCAAUUGUAAUGAAACUUUUAACAUUGAAUUCAAUCAAAAUUGAUACUUUUGAUCGAUUUUUCCUUUUUUGUGAAAUAUCGAUAUUAAUCAGACUUUUAGGCUUUUUUUUGACAUGGUUUAUUCUUUCUAGGUCAAAAAACUUAGGUGAAUAAUUAGAUUCAAAUCGACUAGGAGUCAUUUAUAAUCAAAAAUAAUCUAAAAACCAUAGCUUCAUCGAUUAUUCCUUUUUUCAUCAUGUUUCAUGCAAAAAAUCGUGAAAAAACUUAUUAGGAUCGACAAAAAGCUAAGAAAAUUGAUUAACGACUUUUGUCAUUUAUUCUAAACGAAAAAAGAAUUGAAAUCGAAAUCUUUUAUACAGUUUUUAAUCCACUAUAGUCAAAAAUAAUGAGAAUAAUCGAUGAUAUUUAAGUUUUUUGUAUUAUUUUUGGUAAUACUCUAUUGUUAAUCGAGUUUUCAUUGACUAAAAAUGUAUGAUUUUAAUUGAUUUUCAAUAAUUUCAAUCUAUUCUUAUCUGAUUAUUCGUCCAUUUUUUUUUACAUAGGCUGUGGCCUAUUCAGCACAGGGACGAACUUGUACUUACAUGAGAAGUCAACCAAAUGUAUCCGUAUCAAUAUACCACAUAGUGUAAGCAAGAGCAGAUUGUCUAUUGCCUGUCUGUCUUUUGUUUAAAUUAUGAAUUAUAGAGAUCAGGCGUUCAUAGCCUAAAUUGUGGACUAGAAAUGAUUCGAAUCAUGCAUAAUCGAUUCUCCUCUUACCAGGGACGGCGCAACCGGAAGAGAGGAGCAGAGCGAUAGGGAGGUCACUCUUCCUACUGCUUUGGAAAAUUUUUCCUAGAGUUUUGCCCAAAUUUGAAGUCGAUUUUCUCCAAUUCUUGAGGUCCUAUGAACGGUAGUGACUAUACGUAAACCUGGAAAAGAUCGAAAAACUAUUAACAGAUGGAAACAUCAAAUUUUUGACUCUUUCUCCGAUUUCUUGAUUUACCACACUCCGACCCUUUCGCGAUGUCUCUGUCUCUUACUUUCGUUAUAUUACAGAAUAAAGCUAUCUUUUACAAGGAUAUGAGUGAAGAGCGCGCCAAUUAUACCGUUGGGUUUCGAAAAGAAAAAUGCUUAUAAGACGAGUUCUACUCAAAAGAUUUUGAUAAUUUUUUUCUUUUAUUGGUCUAGAGACGAUCAUUCACUUCUGAAAAAAUUAAGUUUCCAUCUCUUUCAGUUUACGAGAAAUCGUAGCAACAGUAUCAAAUAUGUAGCUUUUAACGCCACCCUCAAGAAGAAGAUCAAUUUUUCUGUAUUCCAUUGCAAUUUUUUUUCAAUUAUUUUGUUAGCUAGAAUUGUGGAGCUCUUCAAGCGCUUUCAGAAUAUGUUAUCACUUUUUGCUUCACACAAAGUUCUAUAACUGAAAGGCUAUCGACAAUGCGCGUUAAGACACUUUUCAUUUUUGUGUAGAGCGAGAUUAAAAUCAUUGGCUUUCAAUUUCAAGAAAUUUGAUUGGAACAAAUCUUAUCGAAUAUGAAAGAGAGAGAGGGGGAAAAUAAUUUGACAAGUAAAAGAAGUUCGUUUCAUAUGCUUUGCUAAUACAAAAUUUUUAUACAAAGUUCAAAAAAAGCUAUGUUCACACAAUAUGUAGAGCGAGAUUUCAAAUUUUGUUAUUGCUAUAACUCACCGAAAAGUAAAUGAUUUGCGACAAAAAUUUGACCCUUUUUUUAUCUCAUAGAGUAGAGUAAUAUUCCGAAAAAAUCAAACAAAAAUCUUCCUCAUUUUGAAAGAAAAUUCAGUUUUAUUAAGAAAGUGUAGAGCGAGAUUUUUGUGGUAAAAAGUGUAGGGCAACGUGAAAGUCAUCGAAAUUUCAAUUAAACAAAUUUUAUUUAAACAAACUUCAUUGAGUAUCAAGUGAAGUGCUAAGGGAAAAAAAUUUUGACUCCUAAAAUAAUUUUACUAGCAAACUGUUUAUGGGAGUAGUUUAUACUCUAAGUUUAUUGGAAAAAUGGAUGUAGCAUAUAGAAAUUGGCUGUAAUAUCGUGAAUCUUCACCACAGCACAGGGAAGUGUUGGGAAAAUAUUAUUUUUAUACAUAUUGGAUAUAGCUCUAUUAAAUACAGCACUUAACUUUCCUUUAUCAUUAAAUUUAUUUUUUUCGAUUUUUUUCCCCAAACGGUACAAUUGGAGCGCUCUUCACUCAUAUUUAAUUUUAAUCGACUAAGCAUGUUUUCAAUCGAUUUUAAAGGUUUUCUGAUAUAAUUGCGCCCUCUCUGCUUAAAAAGAUUUAUUAUAAUAGCUUCUAGAUUAUUUUAUUUGGUGCGCUUUAGCUUAGUAGCAAUUUCAUAGUUCGUAAGCACGAGCAAGCGAAAAAACCUAUCAAGUAUCGAGGCUUCGAGUUCGACUCUCAAGAAAACCACUUAACUUCGAUGUGCAUGAUUAGUAUCGAUUAACAACGGGAAAACAAAUUAGAAUCGAUUAUCAGUUAGUAAUAGAUUAAAAUCGAACAAAAAAUAAGAAAACAUUAAAAUCUAACAAAGAGGAUGAAUAGAUUACAAUUGAUUCAAACGUACCCAUGUAAAGAAAAGACCAGACAAUUCUGAUUUUAAUCCAUUUCCCUCGAAUUGCUGAUGCAU